ACGUUUUUUCUGACUUUCUGACGCACCGUGGAACUUUUUGUCCAUGUCACCAGCAAACCUGAGGCCAGGACACCCAUCAACCUGCAGCAAAGCUCUCUGCCUUUUCCACGGAUUAAUUUAACCAGACCGGGAUUCGAUAGCCUGGUUAUGGAUUUUAACCUGCUGACGGACAGUGAACCCCGCAGCCCUGCGCUGUCGCUCUCCGACUCCGGGACCCCGCAGCACGACCAGGGAUGUAAAGGCCAGGACAACAGCGACGCAGAGAAAUCUCACCAGAACCAGCUGGAUGAGUCCAGCGCCGAGGAUGGCUCUCUGAAGAAGAAGCAGCGGCGGCAGAGGACUCACUUCACCAGCCAGCAGCUCCAGGAGCUGGAGGCCACCUUCCAGAGGAACCGCUACCCCGACAUGAGCACCAGAGAGGAGAUUGCAGUGUGGACCAACCUCACUGAGGCACGGGUCAGGGUAUGGUUCAAGAACCGGCGUGCCAAGUGGAGAAAACGGGAGAGGAACCAGCAGGCAGAGUUAUGCAAAAAUGGCUUUGGUGCCCAGUUCAAUGGACUCAUGCAGCCCUACGACGACAUGUACACGGGCUACUCCUACAACAACUGGGCCACCAAGAGCCUAGCAAGCAGCCCACUGUCCGCCAAGAGCUUCCCAUUCUUUAACUCGAUGAAUGUAAGCCCCCUGUCCUCCCAGCCUAUGUUCUCCCCCCCUAGUUCCAUCCCCUCCAUGAACAUGGCCUCUAGCAUGGUGCCCUCAGCGGUGGCCGGGGUUCCCACUACGGGGCUCAACAACCUGGGCAACCUCAACAACCUCAACAGCCCCACGGCGCUGAACUCGGUAGCGGUGACUGCAGCCACGUGCCCCUAUGCCACCACAGCCAGUCCCUACAUGUACAGAGACACCUGCAACUCCAGCCUGGCCAGUCUGCGGCUCAAGGCCAAGCAGCACGCCAACUUCGCUUAUCCGGCAGUGCAGAACCCCGUGUCCAACCUGAGCCCCUGCCAGUACGCCGUGGAUCGGCCGGUAUGAAGAUGAAGCCCCGACAACGACCCCUGACCCAGCCGACCAGUAAGUCUACAAUUCCCCCACUUCACGUCUCUUCAGUUCCAUCUCUAAGCUGCCAAAUGUGCUGCAGACUGGCAGAUUGUGUGGUGAUGGUACGCAAUGAGAAUAAUCAUCAGAACUGACAAACAACAAUAGACAUGCCCAGAUGGACCACCGCACCUCAAAGGAAUUCUCUCUAGUUUGUGAGACUUUGUCGCUGAACUGACCAACUGCUUAUCAGGAUUUCUAAAGAUUAUUAUCCAUUAUCAUUUUUUUCCUUCUUUUGAACUGCAUGAUUAGAGUAAUCGUAGAAAUGAAGGGUAAAUAAAACAUGGACGCUUCAUCUGGACAGGUGGUCAACAUCUUGGCCCGUAAAACAUCAAAUACAAUCUUUGCUACUAUCGCAGGAAAAGGGACCUGUGGUUGCAGUGUGGGAGAAAUGGAGGAUGUAUAUAAUGGACUUUUUUCUGUUUUGUAUGUGACAAAAAAUAUAUGAAAAUGUACUUUGAAGAUGAGAAAAGCAUGUUCUUUAAAAGCAAAGGCCCUAGGUUGAUGUACUGUAAGCACAUCCUUUAGGAACUUCAAACUUUGUUGUGAAUUCUUCUCCCCGUGGAAGGUCAAAGGUCAGCUUGGGCAGGCAAGAGGAGGGCAGUCCUGUAAAGUUAACACAAACUCAAGUGGUUAAACACAAAUGCAACAAUUUACUCACACCUAUACCAGAAUAUCAGCAAGAUUUUUCAAGUAAAACUCUAAAAAGCCAUUGAGUAUAUAGAUUUGUGUGGUG
Molecule: messenger RNA, 1831 nt
Organism: Chelmon rostratus (copperband butterflyfish)
Lineage: Eukaryota; Metazoa; Chordata; Actinopteri; Chaetodontiformes; Chaetodontidae
Gene: pitx3
Product: paired-like homeodomain 3
Exons: 4
Coding region: 148-1032 (294 amino acids)
Biological process (GO): anatomical structure morphogenesis; regulation of transcription by RNA polymerase II
Cellular component (GO): nucleus
Molecular function (GO): DNA-binding transcription factor activity, RNA polymerase II-specific; RNA polymerase II cis-regulatory region sequence-specific DNA binding
Source: RefSeq, a predicted model, not a curated record